AAUAUUUAUGGUGAUCAGCACUGGCGUAGGAGAUAAAUAAUUAUUUAUCGAUUGGUAUUCAGGUGAAAGGUUAUGAACACGUGGGUUACUAUGAUGUGUGAGUGUGUAAGGGAAUUGCUGCACCACGUCAUUCUGUAUUGCAUGGCAGCUAUCUGUUGGAUACUCUGUAUAAUGACGACACUCCACGGACCUACUAUAUAUGCUAGGUACAGUCUUGCUGUAGUCGAGAAAAUCCGCCACAGCACUGGUGUACACUGUUGUAAACAGCUGGAAAACUUAUUUGGAUAAACCUGCCUGUAUCCUGUAAACGCAAACAGACUACUGAAGAUGUUCACCGAUAAACACCGGGAGGACCUGAAGAUCAAGGGUUAUACUGUUGUAGAGAACGUAUUAACCAAUGAAGAAGCAGAUAGAUAUCGAGGAAUGUACACCGAUUGGCUGGAAACAUUCAAGGGUACUUUUCCUCAUUCGAUCAAAUCCUUAAUUCAGAGGUACAAAGUUGGGCACAUGGAACCCACGUGGGCAGUGAGGCUGAAAUCCAAGAAGGUCUUUGAGGAUCUAUGGUAUACAGAGAAACUUCUGAGCAGCAUAGAUGCCAUAGCUAUUGGGCGUCCCCCAGAGGAUGGGGAGGAGGAUUUUCAUUCCCCCGGGCGACACUGGUUGCACAUUGAUCAGGGGCCGGAGAGGAAGGGGCUGCAUGCUUAUCAGGGUGCUGUGUAUCUCGAGACGGUUGAUGAGGAUGAUUGGGCUUUCGAGGUAAUUGAAGGAACUCACGAGUAUCAUGAUCGGUACUACAAGGAUAACGAAUAUGCCAUUGGAAAGAGGAAGGAGAAUCCUAUAUGGCGCUUUAAGAACCUACGACACGAGGAUAUCGACUUUUUCACCGAGGAAAAGGGGCUCAAGAGAACAAGAGUGGCUGUUCCGAAAGGUGGGAUGGUUUUAUGGGACUCUCGUCUCGUACAUGCCAACUCUCGUGUUAUCAGGGGAAGGGAAAACCCCGGUAGGUGGCGCUAUGUUGUGUUCGUCUGCAUGACUCCCGCCAAAUGGGCUGACAAGCUAUCCCUGCAAACCAAACAAAAGGCGUACGAGGACCUACGCAUGACAACACACUGGGCGAGCGAUGGGAUUGGACUGUUUUCAGAAGAACUUCCCCCAUAUGCUCCCAAAGACCCAAAUCCUCUGACGGAACACCCUCCAUCGGGAAGAACCAGAGAAGCUAAACAACUGGCUGGAGUAAUACCAUACGAUGAAUCGGUGGAUGACACUGAAGUCAUGGAAGCCCCCGAAUUCCGAUUGGAUUUUUUGGAAGCGUAUAAAACGGCUCAACCUCAUGUUUUUGAUUUUGGACACGAUGAAGCCUUCUUAAGGAGGAGAAUGAUCACGCUCUCGGUGUUUGCUGUCCUCGUUGCUCUAACUGUUUACUUCUGGACGUCGUAAUCUUGUCGGGGAGGUGGGGUAGCGCCGUAGUUCAUGCGUACGCUCGGAAAUCCGAAGACCAUGGUUCAAUUCCCAAUAUGCUUACACUGUCUGAAGCCUAUUUCUAGUGUGUGAUGCUGUGGUAUUGCUGUAACAUUGCUAAAAGCGGUGUAAAAAUCAAACUCACUGACUCGCUACAAUGGUACAUGGAAACUGCAUGUACUCCUGUUAUUCAAUGUCAUUAAAAUCUGGCCUUAGGUAUUACUGGUCUUUGGCAUAACGGGUCACGUCAGACCUGUCAGGACGUCGUUCUGGAAAGUGACUCUCGGAAUGUGUUUAUGAUCAAGCUAUAAAAAGGGUAUUCCGAUUAACAGUUACGGGGUGUUCGGCUUAUCCCGUGAAAAUGAUCAUGUAUCCGUCACUUCACUGUCACAGUGACACUUCAGUAUGUUUUUUGCACAGUGUUCAAAUUUUUGAAGCGAUAUUUUUCAAAGUGUAUUCUGGAAUGAAAGUUGAAAGUUUGAAAAAGAUAACUAUGCUGUAUCGCUCGAGAAAUUGAUGUUUUUUGAUUGACUUAUGGCAACUUUUUGUUCAUUUCGUAUUGCGUUCAAAGUUUGCGAAAGGUCGCUUUAACAACCUGAAACAGGGUGUCUUUGUGUAGCAGUAGCUAGAACUUAAUAUGUGAUUUCAGUGAGACUGUUCUGCUGUGAUAAACCUCAAAUACUCAUGUUUCAUAAGUCACUCAGAUUAGAUUGGCAGCGGUAGACUGAAUGGAAGUUGUUGGGAUUUUGUCUACACUGGAUGAUGUAUUUGUGUUAGACACCAUUUAGAUGAAAUUUUCUGCCUGUUCUAAAUGUUUUUCAUAAAAGACAAAAAUGUAAUUUUUAGGGGAGACAGUUCCGUUUUUAUAAACAAUCUGAAGCAUAAUUAUUUAUUUUACGGUCAAAUGCCACAUAUACCAUAGUUUGUAUGCUGGGACGAGACAGCAAUGCUGUUUAGUGCGACGUUCAUUGCCUGCGUUUAAUGUGUCUUUGUUACAGUGUUAACUGAGUAUUAAGGUUAGUUUAUUCCUAUAUUCACGUUUGCUUAUCUGUUAUUUACUUUGUUAUUCAUGAUGUUAUAAAUUGUUAAACUGUGAAGAUCCGGGUUUGAACUGGUCUUCAUCAACCCAAGCUUAAGGGCACUUCCGGCUUGGUCGGUGCUCAUAAUGUCGAUCACUGGAUUGUUUGGUCCAGUCUAGAUUGUACCUUCAUAUUUUUUACGUUGAUGAUACUACAAUGUCAGAUUAUGUACUAGAUACACAAAAAUAAGGAACUAUUUAAAUAUUUUAAUGUUCAUUAUAUAUUAGUUAAGUUAUGGUCUUGUUCUUCAACAUCAGGUGUAUGAAAGGCACAUGGCUGCGUUGACUAACAUUUGUCACUAACAUUUUGAAUUUUGUUAUUAAAAUUGUGAAACAAAGAA
Haliotis rubra (blacklip abalone) is the source of this 2877-nucleotide messenger RNA. RefSeq lists its product as uncharacterized. Bases 328 to 1437 code for a protein of 369 amino acids. Lineage: Eukaryota; Metazoa; Mollusca; Gastropoda; Lepetellida; Haliotidae. The transcript has 2 exons. The record is from RefSeq and is a predicted model, not a curated record.